This is a messenger RNA of Epithele typhae, 954 nucleotides long. Its product is annotated as Zinc/iron permease. Gene Ontology annotation, biological process: zinc ion transport; transmembrane transport. The transcript is spliced from 5 exons. Gene Ontology annotation, molecular function: metal ion transmembrane transporter activity. The coding region runs from base 1 to 954 and encodes 317 amino acids. The record is from RefSeq and is a predicted model, not a curated record. Lineage: Eukaryota; Fungi; Basidiomycota; Agaricomycetes; Polyporales; Epitheliaceae. Gene Ontology annotation, cellular component: membrane.
AUGGCGGGAUUUCUCGCGCUUGCCAUUAUGGCAAUCCUGUUGGGAGCGGCGUCGUUUGGAGUGGGGAUGCUGCCGCUCGCGUUCGCGUUCUCCAAAUCCUCCCUUGCAUCAUUAAGCACAUAUGGAUCCGGGCUAUUACUCGGCGCCGCACUAGGUGUCGUUAUUCCAGAAGGUGCGGCGGCACUCGCCGACGCAACCAUGUCUCCGGACUUCCCUACGCACCCCACCGCCCUUGCGCUCCUCCUGGGGUUCACUUUUAUGGUCCUCGUGGAGAGCCAAACAUCUGGCGCACACGGGCACUCACACGCCCCGCUCCGUCAAUCGGACCCUCAAACCGCGACAUCCACCGUAGAGUUCGACGUUGAGCUCGGAGAGCUGGAGCGUGAACACGGCAUCGACCCGGAGCCGUCGACAUCGGUCCUUCGCGCGAGCGCACAGGAGAAAGAAAUGCAGGGACGCGCAGUCGCGGCGGUUCCGCUUACGCUCGGGCUCGUUGUGCAUGCCCUUGCGGAUGGACUCGCGCUGGGCGCGGCCGCGUUCUCGGAUGGGGCCCGCGCGCGGUCGUCUGCGACCGUCGUAUUUCUUGCGCUCGUCGUGCAUAAAGCCCCGACCGCACUCGCGCUCACGACGAGCCUGCUCUCGACCGCACUUCCAGUCGCCCAGUGCCGCAAGCAUCUGGGGCUUUUCAGCGCGUCGACUCCGGUCGGCACAAUCCUUGCAUACACCGUGCUCUCGUUCUUCGGCACACAGGGCCGCGGGCACUGGCCGGGGCUUGCGCUGCUAUUUUCGGGCGGUUCAUUCUUGUAUGUUGCGGCGGUCCUUCAGCCCGCGCUAGCAAACGGCCAGGCGGGCGCCGAAGGGCUCGGAGCUCGCAGAAAGUUGGUGUUGACGAUCGCGGGGAUUUUGACGCCAUUCGUUGUGGCAUCCCUGGUCGACCACGGCCAUGAGCCAUGA